UUGUGCGUGUUAACAUAAAUACUGCCAACGUAUGAUUUACCUUGAUAAGAAUAAUCGUGGUGGCAUGGUGGCAUGCACGUUAAACGCACGAAAAUGUUCUGAUAAGAUAUCACCGACGAUUCCGGCGCACAGUUUUUUUUCAGGGUAAAUACGUUACAAUAACAUGGACAUGACAGGGAGAAACGUCGUCGAAUGGACAUGCUUCGAUGUAAAGAUAUGGCUUGAGAAAAAUGGUUAUGAGGAAUACGCAGAUUUAUUUUACUUUCAUGAAAUUGAUGGAAAAGUGCUGUUGACUUUAAAAGAGGAAGACUUAAAAUCAAAUAUUAUGAACAUAAAGAAGAUGGGUACUAUAAAAAAAUUAUAUCUCGCUAUAAAGCAAUUACAGAGGGAUAAUGUUGCUGUUCUAUUUGAUUUGGGAUAUAUGGAUCUGUCUCCUUCGCCAAAUUUUUAUACUCAACAGAAUAAACAUGAGAUGCCCAGUAUUGGUACAAAUUAUGAAGCGUCCAUAGAGCAUGAGUUUUAUUCAGCUUCUGUAUCGGAGGACGGACAUGCUUCUCAUUUACCACCUGAAAUUUGGAAAACAGUUAUUAGUUUGGGAUAUUUGUUUAUCGUCACAUGGAUUACUGCCUUUGUGAUGGUUAUUGUCCACGACAGAGUGCCUGAUAUGAAAAAAUAUCCUCCAUUGCCAGACAUAUUUUUAGACAAUGUACCUCAUAUCCCCUGGGCAUUUGAUAUGUGUGAAGUUACUGGAACAUUGCUUUUUGCAAUAUGGCUCAUUGUGCUUAUAUUUCACAAGUAUAGAUUCAUUUUACUACGGCGGUUUUUUGCACUGUCGGGCACAGUCUUCCUGCUGAGAUGCGUAACAAUGCUCAUUACUUCGUUAUCGGUGCCGGGUGCGCAUCUACAAUGCCAACCGCGCAAAGUUCCAGAUGAAGAUUGGUCAAGUGCUGCAUAUGUCGAGUUGUAUAAUAAAAUAGCAAUGGCUUAUGUUAUUUGGCGAGGUGCUGGUAUGUCUAUUCAAGGUGUCAGAACUUGUGGAGAUUAUAUGUUUAGUGGGCAUACAGUAGCAUUAACUAUGCUUAAUUUUUUCAUCACGGAAUAUACCCCGAGAAACUUGUAUUUUCUGCAUAUUUUCACAUGGAUGCUCAAUAUGUUUGGUAUUUUCUUUAUCUUGGCGGCGCAUGAACAUUACUCCAUUGACGUUUUCGUAGCGUUUUAUAUAACUUCCCGAUUGUUCCUUUAUUAUCAUACUCUGGCGAAUAAUCAAGCAUUGAUGCAGCGUGACUCGAAUAGAACCAGAAUCUGGUUUCCGUUAUUUAGUUUUUUUGAAGCGUCCGUUGAUGGUAUUGUUCCUAAUGAAUACGAAUCACCGUCCUUGAUAGUUUGCAAUUUGGUGGGCACAGGAAAGAACAUUUGGCAAUGCAUACGGUCUUGGAUUUAUCUCCGAAAAACGCAAUGCAACAUAAACGGCAACUUAAGCAGCACAAAGAAAGAACGCUAAUGUCGAACCAGUUCUUUUUUUUCUCUUUUUUGUUAUUUCUAUGUGUAUUGUAUUUUUAAGAUAAAUAUGCAAUGCGGAAGACCCUUCAUUGAUUUCUCUUGCUCGAUUGUGAUUAUAUAUAUAUAUAUAAAAACGUGAUAGAUAUAUGAAAAAUAGAUAUAUGAAUUCAAAAAAAGUGAUUCUAUGCUAUAUAUUUAUCUUUUAAUAAUAUUGACUAUUUAUUUGACAAAUCCGUUUAUACGCUAAAGUAAUAUUGAGCGAGAUGUAAUAUUGAUUCUAAAUAUUUAUUUUUGCGAUAUGGUUAUAUACAUUACGAUACCGAAAGAGAUUAAAAUAAUAUUUAAUAUAGUUAAUUAUAUAUAAUAUGGUUAAAACUUCUAUUAACAUAGAAGUUAUGCAUAUAAUAAUUUAUUUAUUAAGAAGAGAGCCUCCAAAGACAGAUCAUAGUGUAUAAAAUAUUAUGCUAAGGUUCAAAAUAUUAUGCUAAGGUUUAGCAUGCGUUUUCCAAGCAUGUUGUAUCAUCUAUAAGACUUUCUUAUUUUUUUAUAAUUGUAUAUAUACCAUUGUCCAUAUAACAUUGCUCAUAUGUGAAUACUUUUGUUUCCUUUUUUUAUAAUACAGAAAGAAAGUUGUAUCAAGGAA
Formica exsecta is the source of this 2143-nucleotide messenger RNA. RefSeq names its product sphingomyelin synthase-related 1-like (gene SMSr). Gene Ontology annotation, biological process: ceramide biosynthetic process. NCBI's taxonomy places the organism in Eukaryota, Metazoa, Arthropoda, Insecta, Hymenoptera, Formicidae. Gene Ontology annotation, molecular function: protein binding; ceramide cholinephosphotransferase activity; sphingomyelin synthase activity. The coding region runs from base 164 to 1501 and encodes 445 amino acids. The record is from RefSeq and is a predicted model, not a curated record. The transcript has 7 exons. Gene Ontology annotation, cellular component: Golgi membrane; endoplasmic reticulum membrane.